CUUUUCACUUCAAUUUCACAUGUUCAUUCCGCCGACGGCGAAUUCGACGUCAGUAACCACCGACCGCCGCUACCGAAACUCGCGAUCGAUUUCUCUUUGCCUCUGCCAAUCUCUGAUCUUUCGAGAUGUUGUUUUCGAAACCGAUGAAUCAACUGCAAAGGCUUCUUCUCUCUGCUCGUCGCGUAUCUUCUUCCCCAAUCACACCUCCUCCGUCGUGUUUACUUCACAAGCGGCUGUUCUCGACUUCAGAUACUGAUGCUUCGGCUGCAUCUUUACCCUCUUCGCAUCAGACAGUGCAAACGCUUGAAAGCAAAGCUUCCAGUAAAAGCCGAAACACAUCUUCAACAACAUCUUUGAAUCAAGAUGAACUUGCCAAAUUCUCUGCCAUUGCUGAUACCUGGUGGCAUUCUGAAGGACCCUUUAAACCGUUGCAUCUAAUGAAUCCAACACGCUUGGCUUUCAUCCGGUCGACCUUAUGCAGGCAUUUCAGUAAGGAUCCGAGUUCUGCUAGGCCUUUUAAAGGACUGAGAUUUAUCGAUGUAGGUUGUGGCGGAGGACUACUUUCUGAGCCUCUAGCACGGAUGGGAGCAACUGUCACAGGUGUUGAUGCUGUUGAUAAGAAUGUCAAAAUUGCUCGUCUUCACGCUGAUAUGGAUCCAGUGACUUCAACGAUUGAAUAUCAAUGCACUACAGCAGAAAAGCUGGUGGAUGAAGGGAGGACGUUUGAUGCUGUUCUUGCCUUAGAGGUCAUCGAGCAUGUAGCGAACCCUGCAGAAUUUUGCAAGUCGUUGUCAGCAUUGACCAUCCCUAAUGGGGCCACCUUACUUUCUACAAUUAAUCGCUCUAUGCGAGCAUAUGCAUCAGCCAUUGUUGCAGCAGAGUACAUUCUACGUUGGCUUCCUAAAGGCACGCACCAGUGGUCAAGUUUUCUAACUCCUGAAGAAGUUACUAUGAUAUUACAACGUGCUUCAAUCGAUGUGAAAGAGAUGGCUGGAUUUGUGUUCAACCCGAUAACAGGAAGAUGGUUAUUGUCAGACGAUAUUAGUGUCAACUUCAUCGCUUACGGGACCAAAAGGAAGGAUCUUGAAAGCAUAUAAUCAAUCGUUCGAGUUGUGCUUCUCUGCAAAUCUGCUUCUCAGUUACAUCUCUAGUUUAUGCUUAAAAAGCUUUUAGUUAUAGGUAUUCUGGAAGUAAUUAGCUCAAAACACGGGCAGUAGUUAAAUUUACAAUAAGUAGGAAUGGUUAGGGGAACAUUCCAAAUGUUAGUUUUGUCUGUUUUGCAUCAGCAGAUUUGUUCUUCCGGUUUAUACUUAAUAUCAUCUGAGACUAUAAGAUUUGGUUCUGUUUGUUGAUAUUUUAGAGUACAUUUCCCACGGAAAUACGUCCGGAGGACAAAAACUACUAUUUUCCUUUUCGUUGUAUACAAAAGAGAUACAAAACUCA
Molecule: messenger RNA, 1443 nt
Organism: Camelina sativa (false flax)
Lineage: Eukaryota; Viridiplantae; Streptophyta; Magnoliopsida; Brassicales; Brassicaceae
Product: ubiquinone biosynthesis O-methyltransferase, mitochondrial
Biological process (GO): ubiquinone biosynthetic process
Cellular component (GO): mitochondrion
Molecular function (GO): 3-demethylubiquinol 3-O-methyltransferase activity; polyprenyldihydroxybenzoate methyltransferase activity
Source: RefSeq, a predicted model, not a curated record